CCGCUGAGGUCGUUAUUACGAGAGGUGAACGUUGUUUGGCAAGCAUCUAAGAGAUAAAGAUUAUUUUAAAGGAAUUAUAUUUUUGUAUUAAGAAAGAUUAUAUUUUAUCAAAGUUGACGAUGGCGCUAAGAAAUCGACCAGUGCUUAUGAAUAAUGUUAAUAAAGAAAAUGUUAUAAAUUCAAAGUCAUCUAUUGCCGCAAGAACAGUAACAACUAAAAGAGCUGUAUUUGGAGAAUUAGGAAAUAAAGUAAAUACACAAAGAGGAGCAGAACCUAUUGAUAGAAGUAGUUUAUUGUUAAAAGAAAAAAAACAAGUAAUUUGUAAGAAGAAUGAUACUAAACAAGUUGAAAAAGUCAAAGAAAAAGUCAAAGAAAAGUCUGCAAAAGUACAAGAAAAGCCACAAGUGCAAUUAGUUAAGCCAAUACCAAAAGUUCAAGUCUCUGUAGAAACUAAUUCAUUACCACCAGCACCUACGAUAUCUACAACAAAAGAAAAAGAAUCAUUUUCAUCUGAUCUUAUGACUGUUGAAGAUAUAGAUGAAACAGAUAAGGAAAAUCCAAUUCUGGUUUCUAUGUAUUGUAAUGAUAUAUAUGAAUAUUUAAGAAGUUUAGAAAAAAAAUUUCCUAUUAAAAAGGAUUAUUUAACUGGACAAGAAGUUACUGCCAAAAUGAGAAGUGUUCUUAUAGAUUGGCUUAUCGAAGUACAUCAACAGUUUCAUCUAAUGCAAGAGACAUUAUAUCUUACUGUUGCUAUAAUUGAUAGAUUUCUUCAGUCGUACCAGACUAUAGACAGGAAAAGAUUACAACUAGUAGGUGUAACAGCAAUGUUUAUAGCUAGUAAAUAUGAAGAAAUGUAUUCGCCAGAUGUAAGCGAUUUUGUGUAUAUAACUGACAAUGCAUAUACAAAAUCAGAAAUUUUGCAAAUGGAACUGCUCAUCUUAAGAACUCUUGAUUUUUCAUUUGGACGACCAUUACCGCUGCAUUUUUUAAGAAGAUAUAGUAAAGCUGGAAAGGCACUUCCCGUACAUCAUACAAUGGCCAAAUAUUUUUUGGAACAGAGUUUAGUACAUUAUGAAAUGUGCCAUUAUUCACCCAGUUUAAUAGCAGCAGCAGCCAUAUAUUUGGCAUUUGUAAUCCUUGGUAAUAAUGAAGAAAGUGAAAAUAAAAGUAUUUGGACAAACACUUUAGAAUAUUACAGCAAUUAUACUAAGGAAGAUAUAUUACCUAUUGUGAAGAAUAUUGCUAUUAUUAUAACAAAUGCAGAUAAAAGUAAAUAUCAAGCUGUGAGAAAGAAAUAUGUAAAUGCCAAAUAUAUGAAGAUUAGUAUUCGUCCAGAACUUAAAUCUCCAACUAUAGUUGCUAUGGCAGUAGAAAACAAGCAAACUUAAUCCUUUUGCUAUAUCAUUAACAACAAUAAAAAUUGCAGAAAGAAAUUCUUUAUCUAUAUACAAUGUCAUCAGACAUAUUAUGAUAUUCCAUCUAGUGUUAUGGUUACAUACAAGGACUGUAUCAUCUGAAAUGUAAACUAAAUUAUAAAUAGGUAAUGAAAAAUCUUAUUUGUCUAUUAGACAUUCGACACACGAAUUGUUCAUGGAAGCUUGCAGCCUCGUUUAUACAAAGGUGUGUUAUAUGUAUUUAGGAGAAUUAUAUACCAUAAUUUUUUAGUAUAAAUAUAGAAUAGCAUGAGAAUGUAGUAAAGAGGAAUAUAUUUUGGACUGUUAUAAUAAUAUUAAAUAUAACAUGGAAAAUCAUAACAUAAGGUAUUUGAUAAUAGAAUAUUAAGCUGCAUUUUAAGUUUUAUCCUUGAAUCGUUAUGAAAGCUUUUUGUUUUUUUUUUGUUUGUUUAUUUUUUUUUUUUUUUUAUAUAUAUUAGCACUACAUAUAUUUUAACAGUACUAUAUGCGGAAUACAUUAAUAUUUCACAAAUAUAUUUUAAUUUAUACUUUUAUAAAAAUGUAUUCAUAAAUAUCUUAACUCAAAAAGCCUUAUUAUUUCAUAAGUCAAACUAGCAGUUCUUAUGUAUUCUAUAUAUUAAAGAUUGUAUAAAUUUAUGUAUACGGGAAAUUUGACUCGAAAUAAAGUACGAUAAUUUUCAAAGGUAAUGUACAUCUCUUGUGCAAAUUUUGAAUGUAUGUAGAGAUAAAAUAUAUAUAGAUAUGAUUUGAUAUAUAUAUAUAAUUUAUAUGCAAUUAUUUAUAUUUUGUAUUACAAUGAAAUCCAUUUGAUUGUAAAUAAACGGAUGAUUGUAUUACAUCAGAAGUGACAUGAAAAAAAAAAUUUUUGACAAGUAAUAAUAAUUCACGAAACAUUAGUUGGUUUAUUUUUGGAUAGGAAAAUUUAUAAUAAAAUUACUUAUGUAAAAUCAUAAACUUUUUUAUAAAUAAUUAGAUUAAGUCUAUAAAAUAGCAUUAAAUUUUGUACAGUUAGGAUACAUAUGAAAUAUAAAAAAAAAAA
This is a messenger RNA of Vespula pensylvanica (western yellowjacket), 2454 nucleotides long. Its product is annotated as G2/mitotic-specific cyclin-B. Bases 120 to 1388 code for a protein of 422 amino acids. The record is from RefSeq and is a predicted model, not a curated record. Gene Ontology annotation, biological process: regulation of cyclin-dependent protein serine/threonine kinase activity; mitotic cell cycle phase transition. NCBI's taxonomy places the organism in Eukaryota, Metazoa, Arthropoda, Insecta, Hymenoptera, Vespidae. Gene Ontology annotation, molecular function: cyclin-dependent protein serine/threonine kinase regulator activity. The transcript has 5 exons. Gene Ontology annotation, cellular component: nucleus; cyclin-dependent protein kinase holoenzyme complex; cytoplasm.